GGAAACUACACCUCUUCCUCCUCAUUGUACUACUGAAAGCAGAUUGAUUUUCAGACAAUUUUGGAUUUUUACCUGGAAAAUUUGGUUAGUUGUCAUCACUCUGCCCUGUAAAGGUCAGCCAAUAUUGAGACAAGAACGUGACAGAUGUGGAUGUCGAUCAGUUGAAUGAUGCUGCUGCCCCCGACUCUCCUUGUCACACUUGUUGUGUUAUCAUUCAGGGGAGGACACUCUACCUGGCUAGGACAUACCUAUUGGAAUGACCGAUAUGGGGACGAACUGGCAACCCAGUAUACUGAAGAUGACACAAAGAAUGGUCUGUGGUCUGACCAGUCCCAGCAAUACCCGGACACAGACUACAGUGGUACCUCCUGCUCAGGCUGUACAUGUGAUAAGACAACUCAGAUGAUCACGCAUUGCAACGGCCCCACCGUAGUUGUUAAAAAUUUCUCUUUUAAAAAUAUUACCUCCACAACAUUUGGUACCUCGGUCACAUCCAUCACCAUUAGCAACUGUUUGGACUUCAGCGUUAUUGGAGAAGACACCUUUGUCAACCUGACCAACCUUCAGUUCCUGUAUAUAAAGAAGACAAGCAUUUCUGUGCUUCCAGAAAUAUCUCGUACGAAAGUGGAAAUAUUAAAUCUAAUUGAUAACCAGAUAGAGUUGACGACAGGUAAUUUUGAUGUAGACAAGACAUACCUACCCAGUUCUCUGACACACCUAGCUCUGAUGAACAACAAAAUUCACUGGUUGCCUCCCAACCUGCUGGCUGGUACAAAUGUCCGUAUUCUGAGUUUGGCUGGAAACUUGCUGGAAAGUUUUCCCACAUCAGCCCUGAACAACCUUCCAGAGCUCCUCUAUUUGGGUUUGGAUGACAACAACAUCAAGAGUAUUUCCAAAAGGAACAUUGAAUCCCUAAUCAACUCCCCUAACUUCUUCCACCUAAACUUGAGCAAUAAUGUCAUCAAAACAAUUGCUCCUAAUUGUUUCAACAUGAUACCGCAUUUAAAAAUUCUAGAGUUGCAGGGGAAUUCAUUGACAACCAUCAAAUAUGAAGUGUUCAAGAACAUAUCUGAGCUGCUUCAUUUGGAUUUACACAAGAACAAAUUGGAGCACGUAAUGAGCCCAGUCAUUUGUCAACCUGCCAAAGCUACGAGAAUUCCGUCUGCAUUCCAGGAUCCAGGCAUGGCCACCAUAGCGUAUGAUGCCUUUGACUACAUUGGACCUGAACUGGAGUACCUGUUUAUCAGUGAUAAUGCCUUACCAAACUUCCCACACCCAGCCCUACAAGGAGGAAGUUACCCAAAGCUGAAGGAACUGCACGCUGAUUAUAAUCAAAUUUCAGAUGUCAAAGUGUUCAGUGAUGAUGCAUUUCAUAUAUCAUUAAGAAGCAUCUAUGAGCUGAAAAAGGCUAGUUUUGUGGCGUUCUCAUCUACCCCAGCUGUGGACAAACUUUACCUGGGUCACAACUCUAUCAGCCAUAUUGAGGAGACAGACUACUGUGAGAUGAGUUUACUGAGUGGCCUUUAUCUGCAGGCCAAUCAGUUGACAGAAGACACCAUUCACAGUCAGGCCUUCACCUGCCUUACAGCUCUGUCAGAGUUGAAUUUGGGGUCCAAUCUGCUGCAGUAUGUUCCCGAUGCCCUCCAGCAUGGUAACCGCCUGCCCUCCAUUGCCACACUUCUGUUACAGUCCAACAAACUGACCUUCCUGGAGGCUGGGGUGUUCUCAAACCUCACCACCCUGAAAUCUCUAGAUGUGGCAAACAAUGCGAUCGUUGUUGUUGAAGAAGGAGCUUUUCCAGAAGACAUUGCCAUGAUAAACCUGAAUAGCAACGAAUUCAACUUCAUGCAGGAUAAUGUCUUUGGAAAUCUCUCAAGCCUGCAAAUACUUGGGUUAAGAGACAACCGGAUUGAUCACAUUCCUCUUCCAGCCUUCCAUGGCUGUACCAGCCUGACUGCCUUGAACCUGGCUCAUAACCAGAUCCCUCGGAUUCUGAAGACACAUCUGAAGGACUGCCCUUUGACCUCUGCCCUCCGUCUCCGUGGAAACGAGAUUGCAUACAUAGAGGAUGGGGCAUUAGCGCAUCUGACAUCCGUCCAGCAUCUAACCCUUAAUGACAACGCGCUGACCCAGUUACCUCUUGGUGGAGACUUCCAUGACCUGUCCAUAGGCCAGAGCUUUUCCCUCAGCAACAACCGUCUUACUUCAUUGCCUAUGGGUGUCUUCAAAGAUCUCUCUGUUGGCAUCAACAUGGAUUUGAGUGGCAAUAAAAUUUCUGAGAUAAAAAGUGGAGCUUUUGAGAAUGUUAACGUGGGGAGAACACUGUUAUUUUCCAACAACCCCCUUCGGUCUCUGUCCAGCUACUCCUUCAACGUGACAUCUUCUGAGUACCUGAUGUUGAAUGGCCUACAACUGAGUGGUCUCCCUUCACAUGCAUUCUAUGAUGUCACAGUGUCCCAGAACUUUGACCUUCAAGACAAUAGUAUCGGAACCAUCCACCCAAAUGCAUUCUACUCUGUGUCUGUAGGUGACAGUUUGCUUCUACAGAAUAAUGAACUGGUUGAGUUAGACGGUCAGGUGUUUGGGGGCGGGGCCUCUGUGGAUAAUUUACAUCUGGAACAUAACAACCUGAGUACUCUGUCUGGGGACAACCUUGCUGGUGUUUCUAUCAACAGCAUUUACUUGAGUGACAAUAUCCUGCAGACUUUCCCUGGUGAUGCGCUGUCAGCACAGAACCUACACAUGAUCGACCUUGUCCGUAACAACAUAGUGGACAUACCCGCAGGAUCCUUCUCCGGCCAGACGUCCAUGGUAACGCUGAAGCUCUCAGAGAACAAAGUGAGCCAACUACCCGCUGGACUUCUGUCUCCCCUCACAUCACUCAAAAACCUGUAUUUGGAUAACAAUGAGCUGACCUUCAUUGAGGAAGGGGCCUUUGAUGGACUUGAUCAACUGAAGGUGUUACAUCUCCAGCAGAACUCCAUCGACUAUUUUCCCCGACUUCCUGCACUGUCAAACCUAGCCACCAUCAAACUCAACAACAACAACCUGGGCACAUUUGGAUACUUGGCGUUCAGCGAUCUCAACAUGAAAACUAUAUCCUCAGUCUCCUUGUCUAACAACCCUCUGGAGUGUGACUGUAACACAGUCUACAGUCUUCAUGCAGUAGCAGACGAUGUGACUGGUGGUGUGUGCUCAAACCCUUCUCAAACCAAUGGAUAUACGUUUGACAAAUCUGAGAAAGGGUCCUCAGAAUACUACACCAAAGUGGACCUUACUCAUUUCCUCUGCAGUGGUUAUAACCUGACAGCCUCCACACCUGAUGUCUAUCAGAUUCAGCUGGAUUGGAAGCGCCCACCUACUCAGUAUGUGGUCUUGUCCAAGAAGCCAGCUGACUUUGCCUCAGCAGAGGGCCUUAACUCCGGACCAUGGUACUACCUGCUCAGCUGCAGCAGGACAGGUGGAAGCUCCCUUACAGCCAAUGUGACUGACUCUACAGGAAACACAGACAAUCUGACACACCUGUUCACUGAGGUGGACGGAGUUGAUCCUGGCAUUGAUUACAGGUGUACUGUACAACUGGAAAUCACCACCACCAGCUCACCUAGUUCACCUGUCUUCAUCACUACUCUGGUAGCUGCAGCGAAUGUCAGUGCAGGACAAGCAGGGGACAUUGAUCUCGAAGUCGCAUACUACGACUUCAGUUCUAGUCACUCAGACUUCACAGGUUUGGGAUACGUACCUGUUAGCCAGCCCAGCUACGUGGCCAGCCCUUAUGGUGCAUGGCUGUCCCUGUCCAGCUCUCCCACUUCAGACUCGUUCUCUGAUUGGUUCAGAGAGAGAUCUUCUGAUAACCACUACUAUAACAGCACACUAACACUGACCUAUCAGAGUGACUCCCACCACAGAUUUUGGUCUGGUUCUUUCUUUCCCCUGGAUGGGCUGGGCUAUGAUGCCGAAGGACAGAGGGAUUGUUCUGCCCAGCUUCAUAACUUUGGGUUUACAUCUGCUGUUCGAAGCAGCCUAAAGUACCAGGGUAAUGAGGUGAUCACCAUUGGAGGUGGAGAGGAGUUGUGGCUGUUUAUCAACAAAGUACUUGUCCUAGAGGUGCUAACAUCAGGGGACACAACUCCGUCCUGUCAGAGAAUUGAUCUGUCUCAGGCAGCAGGUGGAGGCACUGUGACACCUGAACAGGGGACUGUGGUAGGAGGAUCCUGUGUGGGACUGUCAGCUCGCAGCUCAGCCAGUGUGUACCUGGACCUUACAGUGGGAGAAGCGUAUCAUUUUGAUUUGUUCCACACCGAGCGUUUAAGGUGUAGCUCAAGCCUGCUGUUGGAGACAGAAGGAGUAGCAUUCAGUUCCCCUGGAGACGCUCCACCCAUUGAUUACCUGAUUGACACACCUGAGGAUUUACACCUGGAUGGGAUCCUGGAGACAGUCACACUCACUGACCCCUUCUCUGUCGGCCCCACCUACACUGUGGACAUUCUGAGGGGUAAUGAGGCCAGGCAUUUCAGUCUGAAGGAUGACACGCCUAGUAACAUUGCGGCUGGUGUAGCUCCUCCCACCCCACCUGUCAAUUAUACCACCGUGUCCGGGUUUAACGUGUCCUAUGUAGGUAUGUACAUGCUGAUGGGAGUUGUGCUAAGAAACCCGAUGAGCCAGCUAAAUUUCGUAACGUCAGGGAAGGGAAAUUGUCAGGGUCGUGCUGUAGUCACCCCAGAGCCCAGUAUCCCUGGGGUGGAAACAUUCACCCUGACCACCCAGUCUGCUCUCCUCACACUGGCCUCUUCCCUGGAUUAUGAGGUGGCCCAGACUUACCUCCUGGUAUUGAGAGUGGUGGACCCUGGCCUUACUCUCACAGGAGAGAUCACCAUCAAAGUGCUGGUGACAGACGUGAAUGACAACUGUCCUGUGUUAGCACAGAAUCUCCUGACAUAUGUCCCCAUCCCCGCCCUGCAGGUAGACCCGUUUGUCUCCCUGAACGCCACUGAUGCUGACAGCACAGUCAAUGCAGAGCUCUUGUAUUAUCACUCAGAAGUCAUAGAGAACCCUGUGGUAGAUUUCAAUGCCACCCAGGAUCUGUAUGAUUACAUCUAUGUGAGAAACACGACAUUGACGUUUGAUCUUGUGGUCAUAGACAAGGGGUCACCCCCCAGAGGGACAUCGGCCUCAGUGGAGGUCACCCUCAGCAACAGCUGUCUGGUGGAUGCUGAUUUCAACAAUAUUCCCUACUUCAUCCAUGUCAAUCAAACAUCAGGGGAGGUAACUCUAAGGAUACCAGGAUAUUACGUAUACAAGUUUGCCUGCUCUGCUGACAUAGGCGUAGGAACUGGCCUGAUACCUGAUGAUUACUUGUCUGCCUCAUCUUACCUUAGCAGUGAAACGUUACCCUCCAGGGGUCGCCUGAACCUAAAUUCCUCCACCACUGUGAUUGGUUUCCUGGCAGGAGGCUGGGUUGCUCAAAGCCUGGACACUAACCAGUACAUACAGCUUGACCUGAAGGAAAGCUACAAGUUCACAGCCAUCCAGGUUCAGGGCCGAGAGGAUCAGGACCAAUGGGUGACCUCCUAUCAGUUGUAUUACAGUGACCAAGAGGCGGGGCCCUGGAACUUGUAUACUAAUGAAUCAGGGGUUUCAGUGUUUGCUGGAACCUCAGACCGAUCCUCCAUUGUGACGACAUUCCUGGAUCCCCCCAUUCUCGCCCAGCUAUUGAGGAUAAACCCUCUGACAUGGCACAGUCAGAUAGCAAUGAGGUUUGAGGUCAGCGGCUGUCAGCAGUCACAGCAACUUUACUAUGACACAUCCUGUGAGCGAUGCCCUACCACAUACUACUGUAUAGGAGAUGGGGAGGAGCGCCAAUGUGGUAGAUGCCCUGAGGACACCCCAGAUUGCGGACGUUCUCCCACAGAGCACUCUUUUGGGGCAUCAGACACCUGUGCACCCUGCCCUCCUGGUUGGAUCUGCUCUGAGGGUUAUGCAACGCCAUGUGAGGACCUGUACUAUGCUGUGUGUAACACCACAUACUGCCCAGGUGCCUGCAGCAUCUGUGAAGCGGGCUACGCUUGCCGAGGAGGACAAAAAUACCUGUGUGAGGAGGGGACCUAUGCUGAUGUGCCCAUGUUGUUCUGUGCAAGUUGUAGUCCGGGGUAUUACCAGGACACUGUGGGUCAGACCUCAUGUAAACCCUGUCCCCGGGGUUACUACAGCUCUGACAGGAAGGACAGGUGUGAGAGGUGCCCCACGGACACAUACUCCCUAGGGGACGGGACCCAGUGUCAGCUCUGCCCUAGCAUCGCGGAGUGCCCCUGUAUGGCCUCCACCAGCCCCUGCUUCUCCUCAGAGCUCUGUCAUAACCUGGGCAAUGGCAACCACGAGUGUGAUACCUGUCCCGAGGGGUACAUGGGUAAUGGAGUUACCUGUACAGAUAUUAAUGAGUGUGAGGAGAAUCGUCCCUGCUGGAAUGUCUCAGCGUGUAUUAACACUGAGCCUGGUUACCAGUGCCUGGCGUGCCCUACAGGAUACCUGGGAACAUACGAAGAUGCCUGGUCUUGGAACUUUACCCGUCGGGUCUUUUUCCUGACCAAUCAGGUCCUGGCUCCUCUGCAGUAUCAAGUGUGUGAUGACAUAGAUGAGUGUAGUGUUAACAAUGGAGGGUGUGAUGCUAACUCCAGGUGUAUCAAUACUGUGGGAAGCUUCACCUGUGGGUUCUGCGGGGACGGCUAUGUAGGUAAUGCUCUACAGGGCUGCACACCUUCUGACUUCUGCUCCUCCAAUCAGCAUGACUGUACAGGUAACUCAGAGUGUGUCUACCUGGGACCAGGACUCUUCAAGUGUCAGUGCUCACAAGGCUAUGCAGGGAAUGGAGUCCUCUGCGGACAAGACACUGACCUGGAUGGUCAUCCAGACAUCAGCCUGCCCUGUUCUGACACAGGCUGUAAGCGUGACAACUGUGUUGUGCUACCUAACAGUGGGCAGGAGGACACUGAUGGGGACUUUGUUGGCAAUGACUGUGAUGAAGAUGAUGAUAAUGAUGGCAUUUAUGAUGUCACGGACAAUUGUGUUACUGUGGCUAACAUCGAUCAGACCGACACUGACGGAGAUGGAAGGGGAGACAACUGUGAUAACUGUCCUGCUGUGGUGAAUGCUGAUCAAAUUGAUACAGACAGGGAUGGCACUGGAGAUGCGUGUGACAACGACGAUGAUGGAGAUGGUGUUCAGGACUCAUCUGACAACUGUCCCCUGGUAUACAACCCUGGUCAGGAAAACUCUGGCGAUUCAGACACAGUGGGUGACGCCUGUGAUAACUGUGUCAGCGUGGAUAACUCUAACCAGGUGGACACAGACCAGAAUGGCGUCGGGGAUGCCUGCGAUACCCCAGGGGGCACCAACAAAGAUGUUGAUGGUGACAGUAUUCUUGACUUUCUCGACAACUGUGAGUUCAGACCAAACGGAGAACAGACGGACACAGACAGUGAUGGCCUAGGAGAUGCAUGUGACCCUGAUAUAGAUGGAGACCUUGUGGCUAAUGAUGAUGACAACUGUCCAUACUUGCCAAACGCAGGACAAGCUGACACAGACGGAAAUGGUGUAGGUGACGACUGUGAGUCUGACUCCGAUGGAGAUGGUGCCCCUAAUUCAGAUGAUGACUGUCCACUCAAUAAAUUUAUCAAUCACACAUCCUUUGUCGACUACACCUCUGUGAUUCUCAACCCCGCGGCAUCUCCCAGUACAGCGCCCCAGUGGGAAGUGACAGAUGAAGGAGCAAACAUUAGGCAAACGGAAUCCACCCAGCAGGCAACCAUGCUGAUUGGUUCCCAGGCAUACACUGAGGUAGAGUACACUGGUACCUUGUAUGUAGAGGCUGGGCUUAAGGGUAACUAUGUAGGCCUUGUGUUUGGUUAUGUCAACAACAGGAAGUUUUACCUGGUCAUCUGGCGUCAUGACAAUCUGAAUUAUGGAGGCUCUCUGUACAGAGCUGGUGUCAAAGGUGUUCAGAUAAAGCUGAUUAACUCUGCAUCUGGACCUAGCAGUACCUUGAGUAAUGCCAUCUGGCAUAGCGUCCCCACAGCCAAUGAGGUGUCAGUGCUGUGGCAUGAUCCCGCUCUGAUUGGCUGGCAGUACAAUACCGCAUACAGGUGGUCUUUGACACACCAACCAUCACAAGGCUUGAUCAGACUGAGAAUCUACACAGGGAUGAUGUUGGUGGUGGAUUCUGGGAAUGUUUACGAUGCUACAAUAACGGGUGGUCGCCUAGGUGUGUUCGAGUUUGAUCAGCCUGGCACAGUGUGGGCGGGCCUCACGGGCAGGUGUCUGCAGAGGGUGAACAGUGCUCUGCAGCUGGAUGGUACGGAUGACUAUGUUAAGCUCGCUGGUCUCGCUGAUUUAGGCAUUGAGCAGAGCUUUACCUUUGCUCUGUGGCUUCUGCUACAGCCUGGUUUCUCAGGCAAACUCCCCAUACUGUGUACCCUCACAGCUGAGGUUUGCCUUUAUGUGGACAGUGGUGUAGUCAAGGCUGAGGUGAAUGGUAGCACCAUAUCAGGGGGCACAACUCUUACCACCCUCCACUGGAACCACCUCAUCCUCAGAUAUGAAGCCCAAGUGCAAACAUUGACUUUGUUUCUCAAUGGGACUCGUUCAGGAGCAGAGGCGGAGCUUGUCGGCAUAACAACAUCAUCAGAUUGGUUGUCCGGUAAUCCCUGGCUGUACCUGGGCCGAGAUGAUGGCAGUUACCUGGCAGGAGUUAUAGAUGAGGUGAGGCUCUACAAUGUGGCCCUCCCAGAUACGGACAUUGACGCCCAUCUGCAGGACAUUGGGCUAGUCCGGCCUAAACUGAAGGGAUACGUGGGUGCCCACUACCCCAUGGAAGGGACGACAGGGUCAACAGUGUUAGAGGACACUGGGGGUCAGGACCUGGAUGGAGAGAUCUAUGGGAACCCUAGCUUUGUGGAGAGUUGGCUUGACCAGGGUCGCUUCCAGGUGACUUACCCUGACAGCAGAUAGAUGGAGUGACCACAGUGACCAUCAGGGCUGAUUUCAGAUGACUUGCCCCUGGCAGCACAUAGACGGACGAAGCUCAAGGUGAUCGCAUUCUGACCAAAUAGGCUUCUUUCCAGAUCUGUCGCUUUAUGUCUCAUAAAGUUAGUGGGGAAACAUCAAAAAGGUAUUACUCACACCAGUUGACAAGAACAAAUACCAUGUCUUCAUAGGCCAUGCAGCAAUGUGACAUUAACGUUGCUGAACCAUUGCAUCCAGACCUGUAUGUAGUAAGUUGCCAGGAUAGUUCCAUGCAGGUGUUAAUGAACGAUGCCUGUCCUUGAUGAAACUGAGCCAAGUUUUCCCCGUCAUUUAAAAAUUGGGAUAAUUUUGAUUGUGAUAUAUGUAUUUUAAAUCCAUAUUUUUUUAUUGGUUUACAUUAAAUUGUGAUACAUGUUUUACAUUAAAGUUUGUAUUUUGUUAAAUUGGCAUUGCCUUUGACUGUAAGGAGAUAUACAUGUGGAAAUGCAAACUGUAACAAAAGAAGAGUUUUUGACUUCAAGUUGUACCAGGAGAUUAACCAAUACCAUGGGGAAGUCAGAAUUUAUAGAUAUUAUUUCCCAGAUUUAUAAUGAUGACAAAGAGGCCUUUGAAGGAUAUCAGUGGUUCUUGCUCCUUUUGUUAAUGUGGCCUAUGUGGUAAUAGACCAUAACUUCUUGUCACAGGAUAAGCCCAAAAGUUGCCGGAAUCUUUGUAAAAGAUGGUAUGAGUUUUGUUGGCCUUUUUUCCUCCCCCUCAGUCUGGGGCCACUUUCACAAAGCCGCGUGCAACAUUUAUGUAUCAUGCACUUGUCAUACAAUAUUUUGUACAUCACUAUUAACGUACCAUUGUCCUGUAUGUGCGAUAUCAUACAAGUAUGUCAUCUUUGUGAAAGUGGCAUCAGGAUGUGGGAUAAUUUACACUAACUGUACAAAGAAUACAGUUUUUGAGCCUUGCUGUAAUGAAGUGUGUUACAUAAAUUAUGGUUUAUGCUUGAACUUUGAGAGGCAAUGCUGCGAAAUCCUACAUGUCUAUGUUAAUAGAAACGAUGCAAUAUCUCCUGUCUUGUCAUACAGUAUGACCAAAAUAGUCUGUGAUAAUUCAUGCCCAAUAAUGUUUCUGAGUUUCAUGGAAUGUAUUACAAAAAUUAAUACAUUCAUCACCAUAUGAUAAACAAUUGAAAGUAUAUGUUCUCAUCUCAAUUGUAGAAUUUUGUUUUAUUGUAUUUAAAUCCAAUCUUUAUUGUAUCAAAAACCCAGUGGUUGAAAAUAACUACAGAUUUGUAUUGC
Molecule: messenger RNA, 10304 nt
Organism: Liolophura sinensis
Lineage: Eukaryota; Metazoa; Mollusca; Polyplacophora; Chitonida; Chitonidae
Exons: 61
Coding region: 166-9003 (2945 amino acids)
Biological process (GO): homophilic cell-cell adhesion
Cellular component (GO): plasma membrane; extracellular region
Molecular function (GO): protein binding; calcium ion binding
Source: RefSeq, a predicted model, not a curated record